Pieris brassicae (large cabbage white) is the source of this 369-nucleotide messenger RNA. RefSeq lists its product as uncharacterized. Lineage: Eukaryota; Metazoa; Arthropoda; Insecta; Lepidoptera; Pieridae. Bases 1 to 369 code for a protein of 122 amino acids. The record is from RefSeq and is a predicted model, not a curated record. The transcript is spliced from 3 exons.
AUGGAUUGCUACACUUUGGUGUUACUAGCAAGUUUAUUGGUGAUUACUGAAGCUUGGUCAUCACCUUAUCACGCAGUGAGACCCAUGCGAGUUACAAGAUAUGCCCAGAUACCACACAGAAUACCAAUUCCUUCACUUCCAAUGAGACACCUGAACUGGAAUCGACCGAAGCGUGGUCAACACCACGAAGUGGAUCACGAUUACGACCGCGAUCACGACUAUGACCGCGAUCAUGAUUACAACCGCGAUCACGACUAUGACAGUCACAAAGGCGUUACUGGUCCUGUACACACAUUUGUGAAAACUGAUAAAAAUGCUAAUUAUAAAUGGGGCGUGAGACAUCAUGUUGGGAACAAAUACGCAUCUUAA